Molecule: messenger RNA, 7680 nt
Organism: Chlorocebus sabaeus (green monkey)
Lineage: Eukaryota; Metazoa; Chordata; Mammalia; Primates; Cercopithecidae
Source: RefSeq, a predicted model, not a curated record
AUGGGGCUGGUCUGGGGGCAGCGGAAGGUGCCCAUGACCCAGAGGGCUUCUCCUGUGUUCACAGGAUUUUGCCAUUUCUCUCCUUCUCCCCUCACCAAGAGCAGGGACGGAGCAAGCCUUCGCCACCUGUCUCUGGCACCCGCCGAGGAAAGACAGGCCAAUGGAAAGAGGGCAGAGGUUCACACCCCACCCCCGAACCCCAGCGCCUGGCUGCCCGGAGGUGGCUCCAUAGCCCAAGGGAACCGACGCCCCCGGGCCGGCUGCCUGCUCCCCCACGGCACGGGCCCCACCCCCAAUCCUUCCGGCGCCCCAGCGCCCACCCACCCGGGCGCGGGAGUGGGAGGGUGCCGCGUGGGCAGCCGGAGCAACAGGCGUGGGAGCAGCGCUCCUCGCACUUCCUGGCUCCAGAAGGCUCGGUCGCGUCCCUCUUACCUUCCGCGAAGCCAGCCCGGGCCCCGCGCCCGGCGCCCCGCGCGCGCGAGGAAGCUGCAGCCGGGAGCCGGGGGCCGCGGAGGCGCCGAGCGCCCAGCAGCGCGGGGAAGCGCCCAGCAGCCGCCGCUCGCGCGGCUCCUCCUCGCCAGCGAAGUCUCGCUCGCUGCCUCCCUCGCUCGGUCGGUUCGUGCGUCCGUCCGUCCGUGGGGCCCUCCCUCCCCCGCCGCCACUGCCGCCGCCACUGCCGCCGCCACUGCCGCCGCCACUGCCGCCGCCGCCGCUGCCGCAGCCUCCGCCGCUCCAGCCCCGGCUCGGCAGCGCGUCCCCUCCCCGCCUCGCCGCUCCGCUCGCGGGCUCGCGGGCUCCCUCGCUCGCUCCCUGCCCCCGCCGCUGCCGGCGCCGCGCCGAGCGGAGCCCGGCCGGCCACGGGCUGCCUCUCUCGAGGUCCCUUUCCCGAGGGGGGAGGUGGUGGGGGCGCGGCGCAGGCGGGGCGGGGAGGAGAGGAGAGUCCGGGGGAGGCGGCAAGGCUGCGCCCUCGGCUCUCUUCCGAUCCCCGCGGGCCCAGCGGCCCCAGGCCGGGCCGGAGAGCGCCGGGCCGGAGAGAGCCGAGCCGCCAGGCAGCGGAGGAAGAGAGGAGGAGGACCCGGAGUCUCGCCGCGGGAGGGUGCCCAGGGCGAGGGCGUGCGAGGGGGAGUGACUCCGCGCGCGAGGGUGUGUAAGAGUGUGAGUGCGUGUGUGUGUGUCUGUGUGUGUGGAGAGGGGCGCGCGCGUGAGCGGGGGGUGGGGAAACGAGGCAGAGCCUGGUGCGUCUUCCCGGGCGAGUGGAGGAAUCCUAGGGUGUGCCUGGAGGUGGCGGAGUGUACCGACGCGGGUGUGAGCGCGUGUGCCAGCGAGGGUGGGCACGGGGGCAGCAGCACCUGCUUGAGACCAAGCCCGGCCACCUGGCAAGGUGGGGCCCCCUACCGCGCAAGCUUCGCGGCUGGCCCCCGGCUCUCAGCUCCGAGUGCAGAAGCUGAAGAGGUACCCAGGGGACACACUACCUCUAACCCCACGUAUGAGCCGCUCUCCUCUCGGAGGACGAAGACACCAUCGGAAGGUCGAGAUUCGCCCUCCUGUUCCGCCACGUCUACCCACUACCCAGACCGAGAGUCUGGACUUGAGAGCGUGAACUCUCACCCGAGCCGGUCCCCUUCCAACGGGAGCCCGCCCAGCUCCUCAGUCCCUCCCUGAAGCCCAUGGGUCCCCACUGCCCCGUGCCUCGUCGACCCAGGAUGGGCAGUGGGAAGGUCAGCAUGUGCCCACAGGGCCAGGUGUCCGGCCCAGAUUCCCACCCUCAGGGCGGCGGCGCGCAAAGGGCGCAGUCCCCGACGCUGGGCGGACCCGCGGCGCCGGCUUUCCCGGUGUCUCCAGCCUCGGUGCCCGGAACCCCCGAUCUCGGCCUGGCGCUCCGGAAGCGAGGCAGCUCGGUGCCCCAGCAGGGACGCGGAACGCUUGGCUUGAGAGAUCACAUUUCUGGGUGUGGAGAGGUGGGUGCCGAGGCAGAGGAACGCAAAGUGCGUUGUGACCGCGGGGGUGUUCUAGACUGCGAGGGUGUUCUAGACCCUAGGACAACUGUAGACCCAGGGCUGGAAAACGACCUCCCUGAAUCCGGAACGGGGCUUCUGGCUUGUGAGAACCCCUAGCCCUCUUCCAGAUGAAGGAGUGGGAGUCGGUAAUUGUGGUCUGGGCCCUUGUGGGCCCCUGGCCCCUUGGAGUCCCUCAUUCACUCACUCUCACUUUUUCCGGAGCCCCCUUCAGUCUGUCAGUUUAAAAGGUACACAAUUGGCCCUUCAGGAGGUGGGCGUGGGCUCCAUUAGCGUUUGCCAGGAGUCCCGGAGCUGUGUGGGAUUUGCAUACAGUAAUAAUGAUUAACAACACUGCCACUCCCUGGCAGACAGGGGAAGAAUUCAGGGAAGGCCCUGGCGCUGCUCCCACCUCCCUCCUCCCUUCCCUCUGGGGAAGGGCUAAUUUUCUGGCAACUGCACACCUCAGUUCCUCUGACCCCGGGGAGACAGUGCCUCGGGUCCUGAGUGGUCACUACUCAGGAGGCGGGGGCACUUUCCUUCAGUCCUCCGUCCCAUGUUCAGGUCGGGAAAGUGAAACCCAUAUUUUUUUUCUGCCCAGGUUUCAACUCCUGUACAUUCUCUCUGUUGUUUAGCAUCUUGGGGGCAGCUCAGGGGUUGAGUCUUUCUCACUGUUUGGAGGCCUCAGGAGACAGUUGGGGACAUCUUUUCUCCUCAGAAAGUCAACUAACGGGACAGUUGUGGCCUCCUGAGACUCGUAAGCUCCGUUUGAAGACCAGACACUGGUCCAGACACCUGCCUCCUCUUUCCUCAUAAGCUCGUAACUCAUUGCUUAAGUGUGGUAGCUGUAGACUAUUUUCUCCUUUCUGUCUUAACCAUCUAGGGAAAAUAGGAAAGACUGGGAUUUCUAGUCUAGGCCAGUGUGAGUUUUGUUUACCAGCCCUUCCUACAACCAGGUGAUCUGCAAAAUGAGAGCAAGCAAUGGGGAGAAAGGAGGCCCCUUGGCUCAGGCAGCUGGAGUAGCCCUACUGCCCAGGAGAUGCUGUCCCUCCUACCAGUCCCCAGUCAUCUAUUGCAUCUUUCCAGCACUGCCUGUCCUCACCUUCCCCCUCUGCCUCUGGUCUUGGCCUGGCCGGGAUUUUCACUUGCUUUUCCCCCAUGACACGGCCGCUUUUCCUUUAACUCUCAGCUUCUAUUUAAAAAGCUAAUUUGGGAGCUUGUCGAUGCUCCCAAUUCAGACAUUUUAAAUAGGAACUGAAAGUCAGGAGCUGCCAGGGCACUAGAUUUCCUCCCGUUGCCACCAGCACAGCUGAGGCAUUUGUUCAGUCACUCCUCUGGCCCUGGCCGUGUGUGUCUGUGUGUGUGAGCACCCGCGAGCUCAGGGUGUAUUUCAGGCUAUCUUUUCUAUUUAAAGAUGGUGCUCCUAUGGAUGACUAUUCUUUCUCUGUGUGUGUGUCCUUCCCAAGCUGUGCACACAUGAGGAUUCUUCUUUAGUCCCGUGGCUCUGGCCGGUAUUUGCAAAGCUUGUCACCGUGUGGACUGUGAGGGUAAUAGGCAGCCCAGCUCAAAGUCGGCUGCUUCUUUGCUGACGUGCCAGGCUGGUGUGUCUGCGUGGCUGUUUCCCAGGGCUGCUCUGUUCAGGGUCUCUCUUUGAAACUAUGCCUCAUAUGCCUCAGGGUGUCCUUAAGGGUCACUCCCACCCUCACUGCUUAUAGCUGUCCUGUUUUAGCAGUCUGCCCCAUGCUGGGGCAAGAAUUUUGGGGGUGGGCUGUACCUCUAAGGGUUACAGCCUUUCUACAUUUAGGGUGCUAUGUACCUUGCAAGUAAAAAGCACAGACUUUGAGGUGAGACUGCCUGUGUUUGAACCUGCCUCUGCUGUUAAUUAGCUGUGUGAUCAUGUGGAAGGUACUUAAUCCCUCUGUGCCAUGAUUUCUUCCUCUCUCAAAUGGCAAUAAAUAAUACUGUCUACUUUAUAGGGUUGUGAAGAUUAAAUGAAGUAACACAGACCAAGUGCUUAGAAUCGUGCCUGGAACAUGGGAAGUACAAUAUAAUUGUUGGUUGUUGUUGUUCAAGGUAGGAGUGGUGCAGGCAGGAGGUGCAAAGAAAUCUGUCUGAGGAGGAAGAUAGAACUGCCGGAUUGUACACAGAGACACAUAUAGUCACUCACCCACCCAUGCAUGUAACAAUAAAAAUGCCAGGCCACAGCCCACAGGGAGUCAAGUUCACCUUGCUGAGAUAGCUGAUUCUGUAAGUCCCAGAAAAGGGAGAUUUCUGGUGAAGGAAUAGAGGAAGAGUCUAGGGGUAAAGAUGAUGAAAGGGCUUGACCCCGUCAGAAACCCAUGGGACAUUUCUAGGGAACCGAUUUUAUGCUGAAGAGUAAGUCCCAGGACCUUCACUAUCCAUGUGGUCCCAGCCUCACUUAUUUAACCACUGAAAGCAAGGCUUUGUGAAAGUGAGCUCCAGUGAGAAACUCAGGAGGGUGGCACCCCGUUCUCCCUGAGGAUCCCCUUGGGUUUGGGAUACUCUCACUUUCAUACUGCCAUUGCCUUCCAUCCCUUAUUCCCAUAGCUGAGCAUGUGAGCUUUUAUUCAGUUGCUAUUAGAGUUUAUUUCACCUCAGUUCGUGAGCAUGUAAAGAAAGAAGAUGGGCCCACAGGAAGCUGCUAGCAGGAAGAGGAGCUCUGAAGGGCAAGAGGCUGUCCAAGGGAUGAAAGCAACAUCACAAAUGCUCGGCUUAGCAUAUCAGCCGUAAGUUGAGGAGCCACCAUAUGUUGGGCUCCUUGAUAGAUUUUCCAUAAUCCUGCACUGUAGAUAUUACCAUCAUUUUAUUGAUAGAGAACCUGAAGGUAGCUGGUGGAGAGGGACACUCCAGAAGCAUGUGAGGCUGCUUAGCUAGAUUGGAGCUCUGACCUCUCCCUUUUGCCACUAUCCCAGGAUCCUUGGUUUCCCUGCUUCUGAAAGUAGAGUAUCCUCCUCAGUCAGAUAGAGGGGCUUCCCUAAGAGGACACUCUUGUCCUCUCCUGUGUUUGGCCUCCAUAAGUUAGGUGUGGGGUUGACAUAGUUUGAAUAUUUGUCCCCUCCAAAUCUCAUGUUAAAAUGCAAUCCCCAGUGUUGGAGGUGGGCCUAGUGGGAGGUGUUCGGGUCAGGGAAGCAUAUCCCUCAUGCAUGUCUUGGUGUCCUCCCCAUGGUAAUGAGUGAGUCCCUGCUCUAUUAGUUCACAUGAGAGCUGGUUGUUGUAAUGUGUCUGGCACCUCCUUCCUCUCUCUCUUGCUCCCUCUCUUGCUAUGUGACACAUCUGCUUCCCCUUCCCACCCACCAUGAAUAAAAGCUUCCUGGGACCUCACCAGAAGCAGAUGCUAGUGCUGUGUUUAUACAGCCUGCAGAAACCAUGAGCCAAAUAAAUCUGGACUAAUACAGGGGUGGAGGCUCAGUAUGUCCAGGGUGGGGAUGCACUCUGUUUUUCUUCAGGGUGAUGUCUGCCUAAGGAAUUCCAAAGCUUGGGGGUGGCUUGGCUUUCUCUAGUUUCCCAAGAUGGGGUAGGAGGUGGUGGCAUAAAUACUGAAGAGCUUUGCCCCAGUCUCAGGGCUUUGUCUGCCAGGUAUCAGCCCAGGUUGUCCAGCUUCCAGGCCAGGAGGCGCUGUUCAACAUUGGUGGCCCCAGUGGCUGAAUGCUCACAACUUCUAGUUCAGAUGCUUCUCAUCCCUUUCUGAGGGUGGAGAACUCUUGCUUCCUGCAGCCCUAAGUCCAUUUGGAGGCCAGUAGUGGCCUGGAUGGUCAUCUCAUUGAUCAAUACACUUAAACCAGUUACAGCAAAUGAGAAGCCAUCCAAGUUACUGGGCUCCAGUGGAGCUUCCGAAAGUCAGCCCUUCCAGUGGACCUUCUGCCAGCCUGACCCCUGCUCCAACCAAGGCAGCUCCUGGGGGAGGCAAAGUCCAGGUGGAGGGUUUUCUGCUCAUCAAGACCUCCCUUGGAGGGAGAUGCGAGGGAAGGAAUAGAAGGGAAGAGAAGGAGGAAAGCAAAUAUGAGAAGGGGAGACAGGUACUGGGAGUUGGGGGAAAAAUCCUAAUCAUUUGUUUAGUUUCUUGCUAGAAAAUCUGGAGAAGGGUGAGUGGAGGCUGGGGAUAUAACUCUUAGGUGCAGUGACUUGUUUUCUGCUGGUGAUUUAUUUUGCUUGUGUACUGAUGUUUCCCAGGUUUCUGUCCUGGGCCGCCUUUGCUUCUCUCUCUGCCCUUUGCCCUGGAGAGUUGAUGCAAGCCCAUGGUUUCAAGUUUACUCAGAUGCUUAUGAUUUCUUCCUGCAUUCUUCUGGCCCCAGUAAUGAUCCACCAUGCAUCUCCAUCUUUGUACAUAGGCACCUCUAUGCUUCAUCUCACCAGCAGCCUUAAUCCUUCUGCAUCGAUUGUUUCCUCUAAAAAACCCUGUUCCUAUCAUGGUAUAUCCCCCACUUUCUUUCCAGCCUUACCUUCUUCUACUUACUCACAUCUUUCUAGCAUGUAGAUCUUUUCUUCAUUACCUGCAAAAUUUCAUAUCUUCAUGCCUUUGUACGUGCUGCACCCUCUUCCAGAAAUGCCUUCCACCACUUCCUAUUUCCUUUGUCUUCCUAGCAAACUUCCACUUAGCCUCAGACAUUAAAUACUCAAGACAAAAGUCACAUAAGUAUUGGUAAAGUCCUCCCCCACAUCCCGGGAUGAACUAAUCAUUCCCCACUUUGGAUUUUCAGUCCUUCCUGCGUACCUCAAGUAUGGUUCUUAUGACCUGUAUGGCCUUGUUUUCUGCAUGGUGGUAUCCCUCUCUGGACUUCAAGCUGUUUAAGGCAAAGACCAUCAUCUUAGCCAUUUCUGGAUUCUAGCUCAGUGCUCAGCACAUUGCAGAUGUUCAGUACAUUUGCAUUAAUAAUUUAUUUUAACUUUACAUGGCUCCCUUGAUUGUAUGUAACUGGGAAUAUGCAAUUAAUUUGUCAACUUGUUGGUCUCCAUGUCCUAUCUGAUUGAUCUUAAGCAUUAGCAUGAGGACAGAAAGAAAGAAUGAGGGUGUUCGAUUUUCAGCUGAUCCUAGAUGAAAAGAGCCCCAAAGCCCCCCUCCUCCAGUGGGGAGGAAAGGAAAGGCUUUUCCUAUCUACAAAGUGAGCCCUCAGUCAAUGCUGCCUGCAGAGACCUUGCCAGUGUUCUUUUCUUGAACCAGAUUGGUUUUCAGAGAACUCUUUUCUUUCCUUUCUGGCAGAAUGUCAGUCACAUACUCAGAAUAUCACCUCCUUGGGCACAGCCAGGGCAUGGUCCAUUGAAAAUGUUCCUGACUGCCUGAAGCUGAUGGCUCACCAUAAAAGCCAAAAUGGGGACCUGUCAAAAAUGUAUUAGCCAAACUAUGGUUUGGCUCAGGAAGAUGCCAAGACCAAAGGCUGCUGAACUUUACGUAUAAACUUGCAUGAAAAGCACAUCACUGAUCUGAGACAGUGGAGGCUUAGUGGUGAGAAUAUGGGCUCUAGAUAGACCUGGUUUCAAGUCUUGGCUCUGUCAUUCACCAGCUGUGUGAAUUUGGGCAAACCACUUUUUUUCUCUGAUGCUCAGUUCCCUCACCUAGCAAAAAGGGUGAUAAUGAUGGCAUCAACUCAUAAGGUUCAUGAGGACUGAGUUAGAUAAUGCAUACACAUGUUUCAUAUACAAUAAUAAAUAAAAAUGUUGGCUGUUUUAA